AUGGCCAAGACAUUUGAAAAGGAGAGAAAGCGCAUCGCGAAGAAGAAGGGCGGCAAGAUUGAGGCUCUUCACGCCAACAGCAGAAACGCCAAGCGACUUCACACAGCCGUCAUUCGUGAUGACCGUCUGAAGGCUCUUGCUGCUGCCCGCAAGAAGCAAGACAAGCCUCUGAUUCGCCGUACUCGCUUCUUCUUGGAGGCCGCACGCGAGAAUGAGCUGAAGCCUCUUGAUGAAGCUGCCGUCCAAGCCAAGAUCCUAGAGUUUGUUGGGCAACACAACGAGGAAUAUGAGGAGAUCAAAAAGACACGCCGUGCCGGACGCCCACCCAGCACAAGAGAGGAUCUGCUGAAGAUGGCCAUUGAGGCUCUUGAGACGGAGCACAAGAAUGGUUUCUGUAAGCCGAACCUUAUUACCAUGACCGCCUGA
This is a messenger RNA of Podospora anserina S mat+, 426 nucleotides long. RefSeq lists its product as uncharacterized. The coding region runs from base 1 to 426 and encodes 141 amino acids. Gene Ontology annotation, cellular component: nucleus. The record is from RefSeq and is a predicted model, not a curated record. The transcript has a single exon. Lineage: Eukaryota; Fungi; Ascomycota; Sordariomycetes; Sordariales; Podosporaceae.